CAGUCCCUGACUGAACCGCUGAACCUUCAGCAAAGGCGGCGCGCGCACCGAUGUCGCGAAUCUCGCCAUCUCCUUCCCUCCCACUCCUCUCCCACCAUCACUUUGUUCCCUUAUUCGUCCGCUGCCGUUGGAGGACUUCCGCGCCGGCAGAAGAACUAGACGCGGACGAGAAAAGGAGCGUCCCUAUGACCAAUUGGUGGCAGCGCGCGUUGGGGCAGCGCCUCAACUCGGCGGGCGUGGGCUCCUUCGCGAGCGUCGUGGCGCGGGAGCCCCACCUUGCCCUCCCCCACAUCGCCGUCCCGGACAUCCGCUGGAUCGACUGGACCGAGAUGGAGCGCCUCGGCUUCCGCGGCGUCGUCUUCGACAAGGACAACACCCUCACUGCUCCUUACUCCCUCUCCCUCUGGCCCCCUCUCUCCCACUCCCUCCACCUUUGUCGCUCCGCCUUUCCCGGCAAGAUCGCCAUCUUUAGCAAUUCCGCCGGACUUCGGCAGUUUGAUCAGGAUGGCUCAGAAGCUAGAGCUCUAGAGGAGUCGAUUGGAGGCAUUCAUGUUAUAAGGCAUGAGAUAAAAAAACCAUCUGGAACAGCUGAAGACAUUGAAAAAUACUUUGGUUGCUCAGCUUCACUACUUGUAAUGGUGGGAGAUCGGCAUUUCACAGAUGUUGUCUAUGGAAACAAACAUGGCUUUUUAACUAUCUUAACAGAACCACUAAGUCUUUCUGAAGAGCCUUUCAUUGUCAAGCAGGUCAGAAAAUUGGAAAACAUUCUUGUCAAGCGCUGGUACCAGCAAGGACUAAGACCACCCAAGCAUGGUCUCCUAUCAGAAGCUAAUCAGUGUAUAAAAGUUCCAUCCUUAUGAGAAAUGUUUGGAACAGUAAAAAGAAGAUCAACGAUUCCUUUCAUCACCAUGACUUCUGCCAAGCUCUGUUGUAACGCUUAUAUCAGAACUUGUGUACAUGGGCAGAAAUACACAUUAAGACUGGCUCCAGUUUCUGCUUUAUUGAAUUGGAUCCCAUCCAAACUGACAUGUUUAUAUCAUCCAACAUGACACAUCACUUGUGAAAGCUUUUCAAAUCUUCUCAGGAAUAUGUUGCUUAACUCUGCAUGACAACUGUAUAACUGUGUAUAGCUCAUUCGGAUUCCUUAUGACUGUAUAAUACAUGGAUUUGUGUAAGCAUUCUCUGGGCUGCUCAAGCCAUUUUAAUGUGGCAUUGCCCGGACCAGGCUUUGUGGUUGGAAGAACUGUGCUUUGCUUCUGUUCCCACAA
Messenger RNA from Phoenix dactylifera (date palm), 1268 nucleotides. RefSeq names its product haloacid dehalogenase (HAD) superfamily protein. The record is from RefSeq and is a predicted model, not a curated record. Gene Ontology annotation, cellular component: cytoplasm. Gene Ontology annotation, molecular function: phosphatidylglycerophosphatase activity. NCBI's taxonomy places the organism in Eukaryota, Viridiplantae, Streptophyta, Magnoliopsida, Arecales, Arecaceae.